Messenger RNA from Pistacia vera, 1235 nucleotides. RefSeq lists its product as uncharacterized. The transcript has 8 exons. The coding region runs from base 94 to 999 and encodes 301 amino acids. NCBI's taxonomy places the organism in Eukaryota, Viridiplantae, Streptophyta, Magnoliopsida, Sapindales, Anacardiaceae. The record is from RefSeq and is a predicted model, not a curated record.
CCCCGAACCUCCACUUCCAUGAGUUCCAUUCUUUCUCCGCUGUAAUGCGUCAGAGUUCCAACCCGAUUUUCCCCUUAAACUGAUUGCUUUGAAAUGGAAAUGGAGGAAACACUGAAGAUACUGAACAGCUCUCUCUCUACUAUCAAGUGGCGCCUCAAAUCUGCAGCCAAGCUUCGUCUCGAAAUCGAUAUUCUAGCAUUAUGCACUGGAAUGCGGCCAGUUAUAAUGGUAGACUACGGUGGGAAGAUGCCUGAACUGCAAGAAUAUCUAUGUGCACUUCUUAAACUUUGUCAAAAGGAGUCACCUGUUUUUGAGGAUCUAAGAGUAAUGAUUAUAGAAGAUAUGAUAUACUUGAUUAAUGUUAAAGAACUCGCUGAGCAUGUUAGCUCAAGCUUGAUUUCAGAAGCUGAAUUGCAGUUUGUGGACCUAGAACAGGAUCCCCCAAAGAUGAUAACAAUAACUGAAAAUAGCUCAGUGGGAAUGCAAUUAAUAUCAGUUCAGAAGCUGUUCUUGUCAUUUUUCCCACUCGAUAAAAUGAACAAUGAUGUUGCGUUGUGUAACAGAAUAGAUGAUAAGUCUAAAUCUCAAUCAUCCGAUAAGCCUGUUGCUUCUCAAUCUUCUGAAGUUAUUGAUCUCAGUAACUGCUUGCAUGAUACUCAGGUUACUGUGCCAACUUUGAAUGGAUGGCUUCUUGGUUAUCCAGUAGUGUAUUUGUUCGGCAUAGAUCAUAUUGCUGAUGCUAUUUAUAAUCUUUCAACCAAGUCUCUUCGUAUCUUCAGAAUUGUAGUCAGCAGGAAUGGACCUCCUAAUAAAGGAUCUCUGCCAGAAGAACUAAUGAGCUUCUCAGUGCCUUAUGAUCUAAGCAUGGGAGGAAGCAAAGAACCAUGGGCAGAGAUGUUUCUGUCUAAGAUGCAAUCAAAAUGGGGUAAAUGCAAGCAAACUUGGAGGACCUUAAAGAUGGAGGUUAGCGAAUGCUUUCCACAAGCGAUCGCAUUAUAGAUGAUAGAUGGGAGUCUUUUCUAUAAUGAAGAGCAAGAGGGAAGAUAUAAAUGAGGAUUUUGCUAUGUUACUAGGAACCACAAGUCAUAGGAUCCAAAAAUGGAAGUUGUAUAUGCUCAAGCAAGCAGUAGAUAUUGUGAAGGGCUACAUUCCCGAAUCCGUUGCGUUGUGUUAUCAGUUCAUCAAAUUUUGUUGAAUUGAAAUCUUGAAAUAGAAUGGAGUUGUGUUACUGGAAU